CACCCAGCAGCAGCUGACCGAGCCCGGGCACAGCCUGCCUCACAACCCUCGGGAGCUACCAUGGGCCCAGAGGAGGCCGGACACCGCGGCGGUGACAGCGACAAGAGCGGCGGCGGCCGCGAACCCGGAGACUCCCAGCUGCCUCCCUGACGGGCGCCAAGCCCCCGCCGCCGCUCCAGAGAGGGACCCGGCCAGCCAGCCUAGGCCCGCGGACCAUGGCAGGCGAGGGAUGGACAGCGCACGUCACACCCAGGGCCCCGCUACGACAAGGGAGGCGCCCGCUCGCUCCUCAAGAUGGCGGCGGAAGGGACGCGCUCGCGUACGGAAGCCCCUCGGGUCGGCGCAGGCGCCGGAGGGAAGUGAGGUUCUCCGAGCUCCCGCCCCAAGUGUACGGCGACUUCGAGCCGCUUGCUUCCGGGGGAAGUGCCCGGGUGGAAAAGCGAGCCCACACACAAGAGUUCUGCCCUGUGCGCGGGAAAGAGGAAGUGGAGGAGAGAAGAGCCUAUUACCUUAGGUCUCGGCCACCCGCUCACUUCUCGGGCCUGGGACCUGUUGAGAUGAAUACUAGGAGAACGACCCGGCUCCAGCAGGAGGAGGCUCAGCCACCGCCGCAGCCCUCGCCGGCCACUACCAGGAGAGGGCUGUGGGACCUGCAGUCCUCGGAAGAGGAUGAACCAUCUUCUCAAACCAUCAUAAGCCAGACAGUCUCAAAGAAAUCAGUCAGAAGAGUACAAGGGAUAACAGUAGCUAAUGAGGAAUCUGCAAUUCUAGCUGACCUUCGUAGACCACCUAUAAGGAGUUCAGGAUCUGAUUACUCCUCAUUUGGGACAAAUGGAAAUACUAAAAUGAAGGAAACAGGAGUCACUAGAAUGCAGAAGGUUGAUUUUUCUGAAGAAGGGGAAACUGAAGAAGAGGAGGCAGAACACCACAACAUCUCUGACUGUGAUGUGAAUCCUCCCAGCCACAGUGAUGAGGAUUCUACUAAGUCAAGAGGCCAAGAAAUAAAACUUCCCAAUAAGCAAUCACCCUCACUAUCCUUCCAGGCUCCAAUAAAAUCUCAGGAAUUGCCUGGACAAAAUGUAAGACUACGGACAAAAUCACCAACAUCUACAGUAGGCAAGAACUUGAUUCAUGAUCAUUUUUCAGAUGAUGAUAACUUCCGUAAAUCAGACCUUAGAAACAAAUCGUUGUUAUCUGUCAACCAAGAUCAGUCCAAAAAGAAGUCUUCUGUCAAAGUGUGGCUGCUAGCAAUGUUAGUAAUUCUUAUUGCCCCCAGUUUUGUCUACAUAAAUUGGACUUCAACCACAAGUGUAGAAACUACUGCUGUGCAGAAAUUCCAGAACCAGAUGAAAAAACUUAGGAAUAAGUAUCAAAGUCAGGAUGAAAAGUUAUGGAAAAGGAGCCAGACAUUCCUGGAGAAACACCUAAACAGCUCCCACCCUCGGCCUCAGCCUGCCGUCUUGUUGCUGACCGCUGCCCAGGAUGCUGAAGAAACACUCAGGUGUCUGAGUGAACAGAUUGCAGACGCCUACUCCUCCUUCUAUAGGGUUCGUGCAAUCCGAAUUAAUGGGACUGGCAGAUCUACCCAAGACAGUGACAUUGUCAAGCUGGAAGUAGAUCAGAAACUGAACGAGGGGUUCAGGAAUGGCCAGAAUGCAGCUGUGGUUCAUCGUUUUGAAUCCCUUCCCGCAGGCUCCACUCUCAUCUUCUACAAAUACUGCGAUCAUGAAACUGCUGCCUUCAAAGAUGUGGCCCUGAUUCUUACAGUCCUACUGGAAGAAGAGACACUGGGAACUGAUUUAGGCCUAAAGGAGGUUGAAGAGAAAGUGAGGGAUUUCCUCAAGGCCAAGUUUACCACUUCUGUCACCCCUAACUCCUAUAAUCACAUGGAUUUAGACAAACUAAGUGGACUGUGGAGCCGUAUCUCCCACCUGGUAUUACCUGUCCAGCCUGAAAAUUCCCUGAAAAGUGGGGUGUGCUUAUAACUGUGGGAGAAAAGGAAAUAUGCUUCACAUCCCAAGAACUUCUCAAGCCCUCUGACCAGUAAUAAGAAUCAGAGCUCUUUUUGCAAGAGCUAUUUUCUUUUUAAAGGAAAUUAAAGUUCUGUUGUAAACAUAGGACAUAGUGAAUGCAAAGCAUUGUAAAUGCUUUUAAUUUCUUAGUCAUCUUAAUAUCAUCUGUGAUCCCGAAGAGGAUCUUUUUCUUUGUUUACAUGCAGAACAAUGAAGAGUUAACUUAGAGUUGCAAUUUGUUUGCAGGUUCCACAGAGUUCUCUUUGAGAACCUGGGGCAGAAUCAUUAUAGGCUUGGUCUGAUUAAUUGAUAGACUCCUUUCCCAUCAACUUUUCUCAUUUUUUAGUUUAGCUAUUUUCUUCCAAAGCUUUCCCUGCCACUGUUCCUGCUCCUGCCCCUGCCCCUGUCCCUGCCCUCCCCACACCCCACCCUGAUGCUUGUUCACUGGCCUCAUGGGAUGGCAGCUCCUCACAAACAGCUAGGGGCUUUUCUGUUCCCUUUCCUUUAGCACAUUUUAGGUGUGGAUUUACCCUCUUAACUAUUUCUUAGAAUAACAGAAGCACUGAAAGUUUUCAAGGUUGGGGAAAUGGGGCGGGGGGGAGGGGGUGGAAUCUUGCACAAAAUUAAAUUUUAACAAUAAGCCAUUGAGACUUGGAUGAUUGAGGUGUUCAUAACAUCCUUAUCAUCUCAGUUAAUAAUUCAGUCUUUCCUUUUUAGUAGGGCCAUCUCAAAGUAUUCUUCUCAUAAGAAAUUUCUGAUCCUGCAAUAAGAUUUGGAAGGCAAUGUGUAUCAUGAGACCUAAGUUCAAUCAUCCUACCUCUUGAAGGGUGGGCAAAAUCUGGGUAGUUUAUUCUGAACAUAUAUGUUAAAGCUUUUGAUUUUAAUAAAAAUCUAAAAUUGCAGGACCAGUAAAUAAUAUUAACUUCUCUGUCUGUAUAUAUGUUUUAUUCUGAGUCAUUUAAUGAAACUCUGUGAAGAAUAUGAAGAUUUACUAUGCAUAUAAGUUUAUUUUGAGUGCUUCAUGCCAAAAAGAAAAUAAAGUACCACAGAUGAAGAAUUUUUAAAUGUGUAUUUAGUGUACUUACAUAUUUCAGUUUUAACUUUCAAUCUGUAAUUUAUAGUAUUCUUGUCUCUUAAGUUGCUAUAUAGUUUUCUUUGAUUCUUAUAAUUAUGGAGUGACCUGGGGUUUGGUUUUUUUGUUUGUGAAACUUGGAAAACCUUUAUUCUCAUCUUCUUUCAGAGUGUUAUUAGAACUAGACAUUGGUUUCAUAUUUGCCUUUGAAUGACCUAUAUUUGAUAGUAAAUGGAUAGGUGGUUUAAUUCUUAUUUGGUGAGGCCACCCACAUUCAUAAAUCACAUCCCUAUUAAAAAGUUUUCUGACAAUCUAGAGUCAUAUUAUUUGAAUUAUUUUCCAAAAAAAAAAAUUCCCAAACAGGAAAUGAUAGAAACAUUGUCAUUUUAUACAUACAAAAAGUAUUGGGUGGGGAGAUAAAUGUUUUUAUUAAAUAUUUUGCUGACCAAAUAAUUUUAAGUGAUUAAUAUGCUACUUAUUGUACUUUUUGGAAACAUUAAUUGUAGCAGCUGAUUUGUAAAUGACUUUCAAAACUAUUUUAGUAAUUUAAAUAAAUUUACUUUUUUGGUUUUUA
Molecule: messenger RNA, 3658 nt
Organism: Trichosurus vulpecula (common brushtail)
Lineage: Eukaryota; Metazoa; Chordata; Mammalia; Diprotodontia; Phalangeridae
Gene: TOR1AIP1
Product: torsin 1A interacting protein 1
Exons: 11
Coding region: 216-1985 (589 amino acids)
Biological process (GO): nuclear membrane organization
Cellular component (GO): nuclear membrane
Molecular function (GO): ATPase activator activity
Source: RefSeq, a predicted model, not a curated record